AUGACUCAAUUUUUACCUGACCAUCUUUUGGGUCUAUUUUUUCCAAGACCUCCAUUGACAUUUUUACCUCCAAUAGCACCACUUUUGGUUGAGAAAGAUCCUAUUAAAUAUGAUGGAAUGGCUCAGUACAUAUCAUUAUUUGAGGAUCCCAAAGAUACUCCGGCAAAAGAAAUAGUUCAAACAAGAGAAGAAAAAAAAGCCGAAAAAAGAAAAAAAAAAGAAGAAUUAUUAGCAUUUAAAUUGGAACAAGAGAUUGCAGCUUAUCAUACAAAAGAUACUUCCAAUUUUACUGAAGAUCCUUUUAAAACAUUAUUUGUUUGUAGAUUGUCUUAUGAGACAACUGAAUCUAAACUUCGUCGAGAGUUUAGUAAAUGGGGUACAAUUGUUAAUAUUAAAAUUGUCUGCACAAAAGAUGACAAACCUCGAGGUUAUGCUUUUAUUGAGUAUUCCAGAAAAAGUGAAAUGUCGCAAGCAUAUAAGGAAGCUGAUGGAAUAAAAAUUGAUGGUGUAAGAGUUUUAGUAGAUUAUGAACGAGGAAGAACAAGAAAAGAUUGGCUUCCUAGAAGAUUAGGUGGUGGAAAAGGUAAGACAAGAAUUGCUGUUGAGAAAAAAGAGGAUGAUUUACUAGAAGAUAAGGCAUUUACUAAAACUUCUAAUUCAUAUAAUGGACGGAGAGAUGAUAAAUAUUCUUCAAGACAUGAUUAUAAUGAUAAAAAUUAUAGUGGACAUCAUCGUCCCACUGACGAUAGACGUUUUCGUGAUGAUAGAAGAGAUUAUGAUGACAGAAGAAAAAAAUAUGAUAGAAAUAAUGAUUUCAGAAGACCUAACAAUAAGUACGAUGACAAUAACAGAAAUUCAUCAAGUAGAAAUUAUAGAGGAUCAAGAGAUGAUUCAUCUUCUAAUAAGAGAGCUGUUGUUGAAGGUGAUAAGAAUGGUCCACCUCCAAAAAGAUUUAGUAAUGAGUAUGGAAACCCAAAAGAUAUUCCAACAUUAAUUGUGUAA
Strongyloides ratti is the source of this 1002-nucleotide messenger RNA. Its product is annotated as U1 small nuclear ribonucleoprotein 70 kDa. Gene Ontology annotation, biological process: mRNA splicing, via spliceosome. Lineage: Eukaryota; Metazoa; Nematoda; Chromadorea; Rhabditida; Strongyloididae. The transcript is spliced from 5 exons. Bases 1 to 1002 code for a protein of 333 amino acids. The record is from RefSeq and is a predicted model, not a curated record. Gene Ontology annotation, cellular component: U2-type prespliceosome; U1 snRNP; precatalytic spliceosome. Gene Ontology annotation, molecular function: mRNA binding; U1 snRNA binding.